Messenger RNA from Arvicanthis niloticus (Nile rat), 2148 nucleotides. It is a transcript of the gene Dnali1, whose product is annotated as dynein axonemal light intermediate chain 1. The record is from RefSeq and is a predicted model, not a curated record. Lineage: Eukaryota; Metazoa; Chordata; Mammalia; Rodentia; Muridae. Gene Ontology annotation, cellular component: ciliary base; axoneme. Gene Ontology annotation, molecular function: dynein heavy chain binding.
AUGAUACCCCCCGCAGACUCCCUGCUCAAAUACGACACCCCGGUGUUGGUGAGCCGGAACACAGAAAAACGGAGCCCCAAGGCUCGGCCACUGAAGGUCACCGUCCAGCAGCCUGGACCCUCUGGUACAGGCCCACAGCCAUCCAAGGCCAAGCUGCCCUCAACUUCCUGUGUCCCAGAUCCUACCAAACAGGCAGAAGAAAUCUUGAAUGCCAUCCUGCCUCCAAGAGAAUGGGUAGAAGACACACAGCUAUGGAUCCAGCAGGUGUCCAGCACACCCAGCACCAGAAUGGAUGUGGUCCAUCUCCAGGAGCAGCUGGACCUGAAGCUGCAGCAGAGGCAGGCCAGGGAGACGGGCAUCUGCCCUGUACGCAGGGAACUGUACUCCCAGUGUUUUGAUGAGCUGAUCCGGGAGGUCACCAUCAAUUGUGCAGAGAGAGGGCUGCUGUUGUUGCGUGUCCGGGAUGAGAUCCGCAUGACCAUCGCUGCCUACCAGACUCUGUAUGAGAGCAGUGUGGCAUUUGGCAUGAGGAAGGCACUGCAGGCCGAACAGGGGAAGUCAGACAUGGAGAGGAAAAUUACAGAAUUGGAGACAGAAAAGAGAGACUUGGAGAGGCAAGUGAAUGAGCAGAAGGCGAAAUGCGAGGCCACCGAGAAGCGGGAGAGCGAGAGGCGACAGGUGGAGGAGAAGAAGCACAAUGAGGAGAUCCAGUUCCUGAAACGGACCAAUCAGCAACUGAAGGCCCAACUGGAAGGCAUUAUCGCACCGAAGAAGUGAUAAUUUGGGUCUCAGCAGGCCCCUUGCCCCAUAAGCUCAUUGAAAUAAAAAGCCAGUUUCCCGAGCCAACAAGCCAUCCCCUCCCCGGUCACCACUCAUGUAACAAUAUGUUAGAACUGUUGUCCCAGAGUCAUGAAACACUUGAUAGAGUCAUGAAACACUUAAGGUCUGGCAGCCAGGGUCCUGGCUGGGCAAUGGAAGGUGGUGGAACCCUGUGUCCAUGUGCAGCUUAUAAACUGGCCUAGAGCUCUGUCAUGUCACUAACUUAGGGAGCAAGUGUUUCCCCAAAGAGAGAUUACCUUUGCACCAAGUUUAGUUCCCAGCUCAACUUGUACCUUGGGCUUCUCUGGCCCCACCCUUCCAUGUCACCUCUCUAGUGUAAGCUUCAGCUUAGUUUGGGACUAUAUCCUCUCAUUCCCACCCGCUGAGUCAGCAGGACCCUGUCCUUAGUCUUCCUCGCUCCAGGAAGAAACAGCAGCAGAGUCAAAGCCAUGCUCACUAAGAGGUAUAAAGUCCCUGUGUCUUGAGAGCUGUCUGCACCCCAGGUCCUCACCACACCAUUUGAAUACCUUCUGCUGGACAGCAAAGCCUGACUCCACACUCCAUAACUAGCUAUUAAUGAACAGCUAAGAAGGUAGCCACAUCUCACACGUAGUUCCAGACAAAUUAUGGACUGAAGGCAGAUUUGUAGACGCAGAAGACUUAAAUUACAGACAAAUCUCCAUUGGGGGAAAGCCCAUGGUGGGAGAAGAGAUUGAGCUUGGUGACACCCAUCAUUCAGUCAAGAACUGUUCUUAAGCUGGCACUAACAUUUCCUUCCAAUUGGUAGGAAUGCCUCAAGUCCACAGUAGUCCUGAGGGGGGGGCCAGAAGGGGUUCACUCUUUGGCAGCUCUGACCUCCAUCCCAGUCUAAUCUUACUGCAAGGCCUAUGAACCCCAAGAGCUGUUCUGAGUUGACUAUAUCCCAACACUGACUUUAUACUAAAAGUCACAUCUUGGACCUUCACCCAGUAUCCUGAGGAAUUAGGUCUCUACUAGCACAACCUGCCUGUGACACCAUGUUCCUGGAACAGCACUGUCCCUGUGGUGUGCUGGCUUUGUGGGCGGUGCAGGAAAGCAUCUGUACCCUAACAAGCUGAUGUUGCUGGAGCACUCCUGCCUCCAAGCCUCACCUGACUGUCUCUGAAACACUGUGCUUCACAGCUUUGUAAACCCCUGCCCCAGUGCUGCUCAGGAGUGUAAGAGAAACACGCAUGUCUGUAGACACACGCUAGAGGGUCACACACUGGAGGAACUAAGGGCCAGGUCAAGUGUUUGAAAAACUCUGGGGCUGAGGACUUCCUGUUGCCACAGAACAGGGGUAUGCCCUUA